Molecule: messenger RNA, 1217 nt
Organism: Fragaria vesca subsp. vesca
Lineage: Eukaryota; Viridiplantae; Streptophyta; Magnoliopsida; Rosales; Rosaceae
Product: probable S-adenosylmethionine-dependent methyltransferase At5g37990-like
Exons: 3
Coding region: 16-1128 (370 amino acids)
Biological process (GO): methylation
Molecular function (GO): S-adenosylmethionine-dependent methyltransferase activity
Source: RefSeq, a predicted model, not a curated record
GCAGCAGAAAGAGAGAUGGAACCAAAAAUGAGCAACAAGGCAACCACAGUGCUGGAAGCACAUCCGAUGAACGGUGGAGAUGGCACAUACAGCUACACCAAAAAUUCCUAUUACCAAAGAGAAGCUGCAAAUGUUGCGCAAACUCUUAUUGGUGAUGUAAUAGCCAUGAAGCUUGACAUAAACGAGUUUGCUUCUUCUUCUACCAAUGCAUUUUGUAUAGCAGAUCUGGGGUGUUCAGUUGGACCAAACACCUUUGUUUCUGUGGAGAACAUAUUGGAAGCAAUUAAGCAUAAGUACCGGUCCGAAUGCAUGUCUUCCCAGACGCGUGAAUUCCAAGUCUUCUUUAAUGAUCACGCAGGCAAUGAUUUCAAUACCCUAUUUGCAAAAUUCCCUCCGACAAGGAACUACUUUGCAGCUGGUGUGCCGGGGUCUUUCCAUGGCCGAUUAUUCCCCAAGUCCUCUCUCCAUGUUGUGCAUUCUUCAUAUGCAACCCACUGGCUCUCAAAGGUACCCGAAGAACUGACAGACAAGAACUCUCCGGCAUGGAACAAAGGGAAGAUUCACUACACAACUGCCCCUGAAGAAGUUGUUAAUGCUUAUGCAGCUCAAUUUACCAAGGACAUGGCAGCAUUCUUGGAAGCUCGCGCUCAAGAGCUUGUGGUUGGUGGAAUGAUGAUACUAAUCUUGCCAGCUGUCCCAACUGGGAUCCCUCAUUCCCGUGUUCCCAACGGAGUAAUGUUCGAUUUUAUGGGGUCUAUUCUCAUCGAUAUGGCAAAGGAAGGAGUAAUAUCUGAAGCUGAGGUGGACUCAUUCAACUUGCCAGUGUACACUACCUCUCCCAAGGAGAUGGGAGAGCUGGUAGAGAGAAAUGGACGCUUUCACAUCGAGCAAAUGGAAUCAACGAGCCCCUGGCUUGAAAUCAAGCAUUCCAACUCUGACUACGGGAAGACACUGUCGAUGUCGCUAAGAGCUGGCAUGGAGGGAGUUCUCAGAAGCCAUUUCGGAAGUGAGAUUACCAAUCAGCUAUUUAAUAGGCUCUGUGACCAAAGUGGACAACUUACCCGCCAGCUACAGGAGUCCUGCUGCAGAGAAGGUACUCAGUUGUUUGUUGCUCUCAAGCGCAUAUGAAGCAAACUUGCACAUUGUAAUAUGAAACUGCUUUUGCAUUACGAAACAGUGCUGCUUUUAGUUGAAUAAAAUAUAUGAUAUUUUGUUAG